GCUGGUGAGACAGAGCAACAGACCAUGGAACGCAUUCAGAAUGACCCUGAGAUCAUGUCGAUUCUCCAGGACCCCGUUAUGCAGAGCAUCCUGCAGCAGGCCAAGAGCGACCCGGUGGCCCUGCAAGAGCACAUGAAGAACUCGCAAGUGCGGACGAAGAUCCAGAAGCUGAUGGCGGCUGGUGUGAUCCGCUUGGGACGGUAAACACUGACGAAAAGAAAAAGUGAUGAUGC
Molecule: messenger RNA, 233 nt
Organism: Aspergillus glaucus CBS 516.65
Lineage: Eukaryota; Fungi; Ascomycota; Eurotiomycetes; Eurotiales; Aspergillaceae
Exons: 2
Coding region: 25-204 (59 amino acids)
Source: RefSeq, a predicted model, not a curated record